GAUGCGCUAAAAGAGUGUGACCACAAACACGGUAAAGUGAGACGGCCUAGGUUUCUGACCGUGUGAACACUCCCUCAUGCAGUCCACUGAUUUCGUUCUAUCUCUUUCGAUCAUUUCUCAUUCUUUUUCUAAAGCAAUUGCAUGGUGCUGGGAUGCACAGUAGAAUGGUGGGGAUAGAAAAGCUCUUGUACUAGUAGACGAGAAAAACGGCUCUAAGAACGGGAGCACAUUCAGCGAGUAUCAAAAUGGCCAAAGGAUGACAAUACACAGCUGUCAGUUGAAGGAAAAAAGAGAUAUUUUGACGAGAUUCGCGGGAAAAUGUCUCAUAUUCAGUAUGUAGAUGAAUUGGUCAAGGAAUACUUACUUUUUAGAGGUUUCAGUCAAACCUUGAAAGCUUUCGACAACGAUUUAAAAGCUGAAAAGGAGAAAGGUUUUCGGGUAGACAAGAUUGUGGAUCAACUGAUGCAAUAUGUGUACAAUUAUGAUUUGACAUCUUUGAGGGAAUUAUGGGGACAUUUAGAUACAAGAAUGUUUUCUCGACUAGAGAGCCAUUUUACACCAGCUGUAAGAAAAUUAGAAAAUGCUGUUUUAAAAAUGUAUUUGGUAAAUGCAGCACUAAACAAUAAGCAAGAUCGAAUUCAAGAAUUUUUUAUGAAAAUGACACCAGAGUUGCAGGGACAUUCAGAGUGGAAGGAAUGGUUUGCAUUACCAUUUGUUAAAAAUCCAGAAGACAACCCAGCAUAUUCCGUGCAUUUUAGUAGACAAUGGCAAGACACUAUGUUAUUAUCACUGCACAAUUUCCUUGCUACUAUUUUCCAAUGUAUGCCACUACCAACAUUACUCACUAUAGACGAAGACACAAAUAAAUUAAAACGGUUGCAAGAGGAAAAUGAAGCCCUCAAGCAACGAUUAAGCGAUUCUGUUAAGAUCGACAAUGUAAUGGAUGUGAAUCCAGGACCAGCUCCUCAGCAUCCACCUAUUAUGGAUGACUUUUAUAUAAUAGCACAAGAAUCUCCUUUGCUCGAAAAUCCUAAAACUCUAAGGAACCUGAUACGAAAUAUAGGUGGAGGUUCUAGUCCGAUUUUAAGUAGAAAAUCUGCAGCAAAUUCGAAAAAGGCUACCGAACCCGAGACAGUAUCUACAAAAAGAACAAACGCCAAGGGGAAAUUGAGUUCAAUCAGUAAAUCUGAUACCGUUACCAAAAGAAGCAUUAGCUGUGAUUCAAGAUUAACUAGCUCUAGAAAAAGAGACUCGUCCAUCGAUGCGGUAGCUGAACGCAAGGCUAAAGAUAAAAUUGAUUCUACUUAUAUUCUUCUUAGCCAGGAAGAGUAUACGGAGCAUAAAACGUCAAUAAUUCAAUGUAAAAGUAAUGCGAGCGGUUCGUAUGUCGCUACAGGUGAUGCUGAUGGUAUUAUAAAAGUUUGGACUCCGAUACCAUCACCAAAGACUGUUACUACAUAUAUCUCUGCCACAGCAAACUCGAACAAAGCUAUAACAGCGUUAGACUGGAUUUCAAAGAAUGAACGUUAUUUUUUACACGGUGAUAACAACGGUUUAAUCCAGUUGCACGAUACUCGCGAUUGUAAAACUUUGUGGGACAUUCAACAUGAAAACUCCCGAAUCAUAACUCUACUCUGCAAUCCGACUGAAUCCACGUUCGUAUGUUCCGUGUCGGACUCAAACGAAGGAAAACUUUUGUUAUACGACAUUAAGACAAGAAGAUUGGAAAGAACAUUACCAUUAGAACAAAACGUAACCGCAUUAUGCUCUGCAUUUAAUCACAAUGGUCAACUUCUAAUCACAGGAUUAUCAAACGGAAAUAUUUUGAUUCAUGAUUUAAGACGGAACGAAAUUAUUGAUAAUAUUAGUUGUCAUUCGAGUCCAGUUAUCGAUAUAGAAUUAAUUAAUGAUUAUACGAACAUUUGUACUCAAAGUGAAGACGGUAAACUAUGUCAAAGGAGUUUGAAUCAUUCGGGAAAGAUUCUUUGGGAGACGAAGAUAAAAGUGGAGAAAAAUACUGUCCAUGGGAAACUGUUUACGUUCGACCAAAGCGGUAAUUAUAUGCUACUCUGUACACAAACUGGAGGAAACAUAUACAAGAUGCCACCAGGUGCACAAGCCAAAGUCUUAGAAUUAGGUGGUCAUAAAGGCACAUUGUGUUGUGAUUGGUCCACCGCCAAUCAAUCCGGAACAUGCAUAACUGGCGGUGCUGAAGGAAAAGUACGAGUAUCGACAUUGCUUUCACCAUGAUACAAAAACAGAAUUAGCAUCUGUGUGAAUUCUUAAAGCGAUUGUAAAGUUCAUUAGAUUAGCUCAAAUUUGUAGAUAAUAUUUACUUAUAUAGCACAUUCAAUGUUAGAAAAAGGUUUCACAAUUUCUAUACUAAGGACAAGUCGGAAUAAGCAGAAUCUUCAAUAUUUCUGGAAUACAUCUCGCUACUUGUCCUAAGUAUCGGAGUACGGAAUUCGAUAAUAUUCCGUAUAGGUUCGUAACAUCAUAAAGCCGGACAACAGAUCCAAGUAUUUUUUGGAAAGUACAAUGAACAGAAACGUAUCGUACAUUAGUUCAAAACUUUACUGUACUAUAAUUAUAUAAUUAAACUCACAUCAGGGACUACCAAAUGUAAAGUAUACAAAAUACUGUAAAAAGGGAUACUAUAAAUCUUAUGUUAAAAUGUAGAUCACAUGAGUAGAAAAUUUUGUAAAAAAAAUAAAAUAAAAGUAAGAAACUGUACUAAUUUAUGUAAUAGCAGUCAUGUGAAAAACUAGCGAUCUAAGUUAAACAGUGUAGGAGGUACAGGAACAUGUCAAUAAACAUUGGUCAAUUUUAAAAUA
Molecule: messenger RNA, 2834 nt
Organism: Megalopta genalis
Lineage: Eukaryota; Metazoa; Arthropoda; Insecta; Hymenoptera; Halictidae
Product: WD repeat-containing protein 91
Biological process (GO): early endosome to late endosome transport; negative regulation of phosphatidylinositol 3-kinase/protein kinase B signal transduction
Cellular component (GO): late endosome membrane; early endosome membrane
Molecular function (GO): protein binding; phosphatidylinositol 3-kinase inhibitor activity
Source: RefSeq, a predicted model, not a curated record